AUGAGUCAGCACCAUAAACUUGGAUUUAUUCUGUUCUUGCUCUUCUUUGGUCCAAUGGCAUCACUAUCAGACCCAGCAUUCGUCGGAACAUACGGAAUAAACUAUGGAAGACUCGCUGACAACAUUCCAUCCCCCGACAAAGUGGUCACUCUUCUCCGGUCAGCAAAGAUACGUAAUGUUCGUAUCUUUGAUGCUGACCACAGCGUGCUCACUGCAUUCAGUGGAGCAGGGUUCAAGCUCGUGAUCGGGCUUCCCAAUGGAUUUAUCAAAGACAUGAGCAGCAAUGCAAGCAAUGCUUUGAGCUGGGUCAAAGACAACGUCCAGAAAUUCAUGCCAGGAAUAUGUGGCGUGGCAAUAGGAAAUGAAGUUUUAGGAGGAAGCGAUGCCGAGCUCUAUGGUGCUCUUUUAGGUGCAGUCAAGAACAUCCACAGCGCUCUAAGCCAGCUCGGGUUAUCGGAUGCAGUUCAAGUCUCCACAGCUCACUCGCAGGCCGUCUUCUCCAACUCCUACCCUCCUUCCUCGUGUGUAUUCCGGGAGAACAUUGCUCAGUACAUGAAGUCGUUGCUGCAGUUCUUCUCGGAAGCAGGAUCCCCGUUCUGCUUGAACGCAUACCCAUUCCUCGACUACAUGAACGAUCCGGCAAGCAUCGACAUUAAUUACGCACUUUUCCAGAAGACGAAAGGGAUCUUCGAUCCGAAGACUGAGCUGCACUAUGAUAACAUGCUUGAUGCCCAGAUAGAUGCUGCGUAUGCUGCUCUGGAAGAUGCAGGGUUCGACAAGAUGGAAGUUAUAGUGACAGAGACGGGGUGGGCUUCUAAAGGUGACGGGAAUGAAGCUGCUGCAACCCCAGAGAAUGCAAGGAUUUACAAUUUUAACCUGCGUAAGAGGCUGGCAAAGAAGAAAGGCACUCCUAGGAGGCCGAAGAACGUGGUGAAGGCAUAUGUUUUUGCUACUUUUAACGAGAAUCAGAAGCCUGGUCCGACUUCUGAGAGGAAUUUCGGCCUCUUUAAGCCGGAUGGGAGCAUUGCCUAUGAUGUUGGGUACAAAGGGCUUAAAUCUUCUUCUGCUGAUUCAAUAGUUCUGUCAUUGAAGGGUUUUCCAGCUCGAGGUUUAUUGAGGUCGUAUCAGUUGGUUUCGACAAUCUGUACCCUGGUAUUGCUUCUGUUGUUAAGACAGUGA
This is a messenger RNA of Linum trigynum, 1179 nucleotides long. Lineage: Eukaryota; Viridiplantae; Streptophyta; Magnoliopsida; Malpighiales; Linaceae. The record is from the annotation of a GenBank genome assembly.